Messenger RNA from Salvia miltiorrhiza (redroot sage), 1959 nucleotides. Its product is annotated as amidophosphoribosyltransferase, chloroplastic-like. Gene Ontology annotation, molecular function: amidophosphoribosyltransferase activity. The coding region runs from base 137 to 1840 and encodes 567 amino acids. The record is from RefSeq and is a predicted model, not a curated record. Lineage: Eukaryota; Viridiplantae; Streptophyta; Magnoliopsida; Lamiales; Lamiaceae. Gene Ontology annotation, biological process: purine nucleobase biosynthetic process; purine nucleotide biosynthetic process. Gene Ontology annotation, cellular component: cytoplasm. The transcript has a single exon.
UCACUAGGGUCACCGGUUGCAUACCCUAACAUUCCUCCAUCCUUCUCUCCAGUCUCGCUCAUCACAACACAAUAUCUAAGGCAAAACCUAGCAACACACUUCGGCUAUUCAUAGUCCAUUUCUCCCUAAACCCUCCAUGGCCGCCUCCACCGCCUCAACCGCCGCCACCUCCUAUCGUGCCACCUCCUCCACCCGCCUCAACGCUCUCAUCCCGCCGUCCACCACCUCAUUCACCCUCCCUUCCAUAACCCCCCAAAAAUCCCUCCACGUCACCCUCUCCAAAAACCCUAUCUCAGAAAUCAUCUCCAGUUACAAAACCUCCUCAGAUUCGGAUUCGAGCAUCCCCUUCGACGGCGACGACAAGCCCCGCGAAGAAUGCGGCGUCGUCGGAAUAUACGGCGACCCCGAGGCCUCCCGCCUCUGCUACCUAGCUCUCCACGCGCUGCAGCACCGCGGCCAGGAGGGCGCCGGGAUCGUCUCCGUCCACGAUAACGUCCUCCACUCCGUGACUGGCGUCGGCCUCGUCUCCGAGGUCUUCAACGAGUCGAAGCUGGAUAAAUUGCCUGGAGACAUGGCCAUCGGCCACGUCAGGUACUCGACGGCCGGCGCCUCCAUGCUGAAGAACGUUCAGCCCUUCGUCGCCGGAUACAGAUUCGGCUCCGUCGGAGUCGCGCACAACGGGAAUUUGGUGAACUACCAGGCUCUUAGGGAAGAGCUCGAGGAAAACGGCUCGAUUUUCAACACGAGCUCCGAUACGGAGGUCGUUCUGCACCUGAUUGCGAUAUCGAAGGCGCGGCCGUUUUUUCUGAGGAUUGUUGAAGCUUGCGAGAAGCUGGAGGGGGCUUAUUCGAUGGUUUUCCUGACGGAGGACAAGCUGGUUGCGGUUCGCGACCCGUUCGGGUUCCGGCCGUUGGUGAUGGGGCGGAGGAGCAACGGCGCGGUGGUGUUCGCGUCGGAGACUUGCGCGUUGGAUCUGAUAGAGGCAACGUACGAGAGAGAGGUCUAUCCCGGCGAAGUCAUCGUGGUGGAUAAAGAAGGGGUUCAAUCGGUUUGUUUGAUGCCUCAUUUCGAGCCAAAAUCGUGCAUCUUCGAGCAUAUCUACUUCGCGUUGCCUAAUUCGGUUGUGUUCGGGCGAUCCGUGUACGAAUCGAGGCGUGCGUUUGGGGAAAUUUUAGCUACGGAGUCGCCGGUGGAUUGCGAUGUAGUGAUUGCGGUGCCGGACUCAGGUGUGGUGGCGGCGCUAGGGUACGCGGCGAAAGCAGGGGUGGCGUUUCAGCAGGGGCUGAUCAGGUCGCAUUACGUGGGGCGGACGUUCAUCGAGCCGUCGCAGAAGAUUAGGGACUUCGGCGUGAAGCUGAAGCUGUCUCCGGUGAGGGCGGUGCUGGAGGGGAAGCGGGUGGUGGUGGUGGAUGACUCGAUUGUAAGAGGAACGACGUCGUCCAAGAUAGUGAGGCUGAUCAAGGAAGCAGGGGCGAAGGAGGUUCAUAUGAGGAUUUCGAGCCCUCCGAUCAUAGCUUCGUGCUACUAUGGAGUGGAUACGCCUAGCCCCGAUGAGUUGAUCUCGAAUAGGAUGAGUGUGGAGGAGAUUAGGGACUUCAUUGGCUGCGAUUCGCUCGCGUUUCUGCCAAUUGAUAGCUUGAAGAGGCUGCUGGGGGGCGACGCCCCCAACUUCUGUUACGCAUGUUUUUCGGGCAAGUAUCCGGUGGAGCCGACGGGGAAGGUGAAGAGGGUCGGCGAUUUUCUUGAUGAUGGAUUGAGCGGGAGCAUGGAGUCCAUCGAUGGAGGUUGGCUCAGUGGAACCAGAAACAGGAAGAUGGAGGAGCUCAACUUCUCUGCCUAGUCUAAUCGCUUGUAUCUUUGCUUCUUUUGUUGGGAAUAUUGCCAAGAAUUUUGAAUCAUGUCGCAAUUCUAUCUUUUCAUCUACACUCAAAACAACAAGUACAAAAUUUUGGCGACGAA